This is a messenger RNA of Nezara viridula (southern green stink bug), 1328 nucleotides long. The record is from the annotation of a GenBank genome assembly. Lineage: Eukaryota; Metazoa; Arthropoda; Insecta; Hemiptera; Pentatomidae.
UCGUGCUCGCGCUGCCGAAGCAGAUCGCAUGCUGCUCCAUUCCAUCUACUUCUGCCACUAUGUAGUGUCCGGGGCGAUCGGCCAGGUACAGUCCCUCCUGGAACUAAAGGCGGAGAGGGACUCCCUGGGCCGACUGAACGAGGAGCUGGAGAGGAGGCUGGAGAAGAAGGACUCGGACAUGCACGACAAAGAGGACGAGCUCUUCCUCCAAUUGGAAAAGGCCAUCAGGCUCGAGGAAGACUGUGAGAAGUUAAAAGCUGAGAAGGAGAAAAUAGCGGAACUCAAAGACAGAUUGGAGAAGGAAAAAAACGAAGCCUAUCGGCAGUUGAAGAUGCAAGCUGAUGAGUCAGAGGCAACAAGGAGGCGAUUGGAGAGUGCAAGGAACGAUGUUGUACGGCAGGUGACUGCAAUCGUAGCAGAAAAGGACUCGUUAGAAAGGGAGAAUUCUCGCCUCAAGGACGCCCUCAGGGACAUAGAGAGAAAAUCAUUUGGCCGAAGAUCAAGCCGUAACAUAGCUGGUUUAGAGAAAGAGGUGAGUGAUUUGAAGUUAGUGGCUAAACAAAGCGCAACUUUAAACAGCCAGCUGAAAAAGGGAAUGAAACAUCUCGCGAGCUGUCGCAGGAGAAAGUGUUCGGUGUGUGCCUACACAAGAGCAACGUUUGGAGAUUACCCAUCAGCGAGAGGAGCAGGAAACUUACUGUCUUGCUUCCACAGUGGUAGUACUGACAGAGCGGAAGGAAGACUCGUUAGCGCACUAGAAAAAAGAUGUACAAAAGACUCUCAGCACGCUCUCGACAGUUGGACUCCAGAACUGUCCGCACGGCUCACACCGCACAGUAACAUCUCUUACAUUGAUGAAGACAGUUCCUCUGGUGACGAGGACGGCCAUUAUGCUCCGACGGUAGUGUCCGACGGAUCCGGAGCUCACCACGCAUUCAGUUCCGAUUCGGGCUUCAGUUCAGAACUCUGUGAGCCUAGUCCGGCAAAGUCCUUCACAAGGGCGACUCGCUGGACCUCUUCCUUCAGAAAACUUAUCAGGCGUGUCUCGAAAAAACACCCAUCCUCGUCUUCCAGCACAUCUUAAAUUUUCAGUUGUCUUCGCCACUUUGGUACAUUGUACAUAUAUUUUUCCCUUUCAUUAUGUGUAUAUAGACUGGUUUUGGAUUUGUAUAUGUAAAAUACAUAUAUAUCUUGGAUGGUAGUUUAUUUGAUAAUAUUAACUCAGAAAUUUCAACAGCAUCCUUUCUCUAAAACUUUAAAACAUUUUAGUUUCAAUAAAUAUUUCAACUGUAUUUCAAUAUUUAUUUAAUAAAUAUCUCUAAUUAUUU